Messenger RNA from Rhododendron vialii, 1173 nucleotides. RefSeq lists its product as uncharacterized. Gene Ontology annotation, biological process: DNA integration. The transcript has 3 exons. The coding region runs from base 1 to 1173 and encodes 390 amino acids. NCBI's taxonomy places the organism in Eukaryota, Viridiplantae, Streptophyta, Magnoliopsida, Ericales, Ericaceae. Gene Ontology annotation, molecular function: nucleic acid binding. The record is from RefSeq and is a predicted model, not a curated record.
AUGAGAGGCCGAAUUGGCAAGUGGUCUUUAGCUUUAAUGGAAUUCAGUUUUCAAUAUAUCCCUCAAAAAGCCGUGAAGGGUCAAGCCUUAGCGGAUUUUCUCGCUGAUCAUCCAUGCAUGGAUAUCGAUGAUGAACCUGAACAAGGACUGAACGCUCUUGAAAUAUCACUCACUCCUUGGACGCUGCUUUUUGAUGGAUCAAGGACUCAAGAAGUCUCAGGCUGUGGAGUAAUUAUCAUCUCUCCCCAAGGCCUGAGGACCGAAUUGUCUUUUCAAUUUGAUUUCCCAUGGAUAUUCAAAUGCUAUAGUGAGGACUUAGCCCCUUAUUAUAUGGCAGCCAUGCAAUUAAUCCAAGAUUUUGAUAAUGUCACGGUCAAACACGUCUCAAAGAGUAUGAACACUGAAGCCAACAGCUUGGCUCAGGCCUUCACAGGCCUGAGGUUAGCUCCAGAAACUAUUCACAAGAUUAUCACAAUCCAAAAGAGAUUGUUACCUUCUGUAAGGAGAAGAGGUCUAGGACUGGAGGUAUUUAUUUCUGAUUUCACAGGAGAAGAGUCAGACGACGAACCCGAGAACGAUUGGCGUACACCUAUUAUUUCUUUCCUCAAGAGGCCCUAUCAUAGAGCCUCUAGGAAGGUAAGGAGAAGGGCUUAUGUCCUUGUGGGUAAUGAAUUAUACAAGAAAAGCUUUGAGGACGACUUACUUUUAAAGUGUUUAUGGCACCCCGAGGCCAUGAAGGUCAUGAGUGAAGUCCAUGAAAGAAUUUUUGAUUAUCAUGAUGUGGUCAAACCUUGGUCAUUUAGAGGUUGGGCCCUUAACGUAAUUGGAAAAAUUCAUCCGCCCUCUUCGGAAAAUCAUACUUACAGCUUGGUAGCCACGGACUAUUUUACUAAGUCGGCAGAAGCAGUGCCAUUAAAGUCUGUGGAUCAACAAGAAGUAAUCAAGAUGAUCAAGGAAAGAACCAUCCAUAGGUUUGGACUACCUGAACACUUGGUUGCAGAUAGGGGUACAAUAUUUAUGGGACAACAAGUAGUCAACUUUGCUGAUCAGCAAAGCAUUAUCAUGUCCAACUCUACUCCUUAUUAUGCACAAGGGAAUGGCCAAGCCGAGUCCACCAAUAGGACUUUGGUCAAUAUUAUAGAGAAAAUGGUAGAAAAUAAUCCAAGGGCUUAG